Spodoptera exigua (beet armyworm) is the source of this 390-nucleotide messenger RNA. The record is from the annotation of a GenBank genome assembly. Lineage: Eukaryota; Metazoa; Arthropoda; Insecta; Lepidoptera; Noctuidae.
AUGAAGUCAGUUUCAAGGGAGGAAGCUAGCACUCGAGAACGUCGAAGCUACACGUAUGGAGCACAAGGUUCUGGUGGUGGUGGCGCACCUGCGUGCCGCCACCGGUUGACAGCAGCUCGGCUGAAAAUUUCAUGGCCAGCGUAUCGAGCGACACACGCGCGCUGGGGCCGCGCAGUCGCGCCGCGCCGCCCGCCCGAGCGCCUCGCACGCUCGCCUCCACGCCGACACUCGCUCCGUGACAACCUUGCCGUGCCGACCCCGGCUCACAACAAUAACACGCGCGACCUCUAUCACUACCGACUCCACACGGAGCGCCGGGUCCUCCAGUGCCGGUGCAGUGCAGUGGUCGUGCCACGUGACCAGCUCCUGGGCCCUACGGCCGACAUGUGA